Molecule: messenger RNA, 690 nt
Organism: Komagataella phaffii GS115
Lineage: Eukaryota; Fungi; Ascomycota; Pichiomycetes; Pichiales; Pichiaceae
Exons: 1
Coding region: 1-690 (229 amino acids)
Biological process (GO): negative regulation of programmed cell death; positive regulation of DNA repair; regulation of pentose-phosphate shunt
Cellular component (GO): cytosol
Molecular function (GO): fructose-2,6-bisphosphate 2-phosphatase activity
Source: RefSeq, a predicted model, not a curated record
AUGACCCUAGAUAACCUCACUAACCAAGAAGCAUCAGUACUGCGAAUAUUUAUCGUUCGACACGGUCAAACUGAUCACAACAGGCUCAAGAUCAUGCAAGGACAUUUGGACACGCAACUCAAUUCCGAAGGGAUUUAUCAAGCUCAAAAAGUUGGAAAAAGAUUAGCAUCUAUUCCGCUAGAUGGAAUUCUUUCAAGCGAUCUUAAGCGAUGCCUACAAACAACGCAAGAAAUCUUGCGGCUUCAAAAUAGCACAUGGGGGAACAUUCCAUCAACUAGUGCUUUAAGAGAAAGAAAUAUGGGAAAAGCAGAAGGGCUACCUUUAUCGGAAGCCUUAAAGCAGUUUGGUCCAAAAUUCCGUGAUCUAGGAGAGUCUAGAGAAAAGCUGCUUGAAAGACUUGUCGAGGAAUGGAAGCGUAUUCAAGAACUAGGAAUCUCCCGUGAUUACAAAAACUUUCUGAUAUGUACCCAUGGGGGAGUCAUUACCAACUUCAUCAACCAUCUUUACUCCGAUCUAGGCUACUGUCUAAACCCAAGCAUAAGAGAAGAACAGCUGAGGGUACCAUAUAACACAAGCAUUACAAUUAUAGAUGUAAAUAAAAUCACAAGACAAGGGACCAUACAGUUAUUUGGAGACACACUGCAUUUGGGUACCACCUUGAAAAUCGUGAAGGAUCAGGAUUUAAGGUAA